AUGAGAACGAGCAGAGGCUGCCAUGAAUGCAAGCGUCGCCAUCUCAAAUGCAUCACCCAGCCGGGGUGCAACACCUGCGAGCGCUGCGAAAAGUCCGGCCGAGAAUGCCGUCGCGGCAUCACCAUCCGCUUCCGCGCCGUGACGUCGGUCCGCGAGAAGAGGGCCCCGGCCGCAGACGACGACGCCGAUCGGAACUACGAGCUCAGCUGGAAGAAGAGCCAAGUCUGGGUGCGCGUGCCCCCGGCAGUGACCUUCGCCACCCCGGCCACCACCCUUGAGGAUCUGGAUGAGGACCAAGCCGUGACGUAUCCCGCGCGCCUUGGCUUCAGCCCGGAAGAACCCCCAGCCAGCGAACUGCCUGACGCCUCCGUCUUUCGCGACCUGCCGACGACGACCACGCCCAUCACUACCACUACUACCAUCGCAGCAAUCCCCGCAGCUACCGAUCACUCGCCCGCCCCGCCGCUGGAUGCUGUCAACAUUGGCUCCCCGUAUUCCCCUUUCGGAAACAGGAGCGAUGUUCCCCCCAGCUCCGCCACCCCCGGCGGUGGCGAUGCCUCAACCGUCGGUUCUGGCGCCAGCUACUGGAAGUCGUCUCUGUAUCAGCCGUCGACAGAGUGGCCCUUGCGGUCUGAGGACGAGGCCCGUCUCUUCCAUCAUUUCGUCAAGCACCUUGGGGCGUGGGUCGAUUGCUGCGAUGAGAAGUUCCAUUUCUCAACAGAAGUGCCGCUGCGCGCCUUGAACUAUCCCGUCAUAGCCAAUGCCAUCCUGGCCUUGGCCUCCAGGCACCUUGCCCGGGUGUCCGGUGUCGAGGACUUUAGAUCCGCCGAGUACAUGAGCGAGUGCCUGCGGAUUUUGAUCCCCGUUCUGGACGACCCGCUCGGUGCGCUGGACGAGAACCUCCUGGCCGCCAUCGUGAUCCUUCGGCUGUAUGAGGAAAUGGACGACAUCGAUGAGAAGUGCCACCUGUACGGUGGCACGCGACUGCUGAACUCGAUCGCCAAGUUUGUGCCGUUGGGCGGACUCGGAGAGGCUGCGUCGUGGAUCUUCUUGCGCCAGGACAUCUACGUCGCGCUGACGACAGGGCAGCCGCUGAACAUCGACCUGGAAAACUACAGGCAGUCCCCGUCGUUCCACGCAGACACGUCGAGCGCCUGGGCGAACAGGAUGAUCUUCAUCUUCGCCGAGAUCCUCGACUACUCGUGCCGCCAAGACCAGGUGCAUUCGGUGGAGCGGUGGGAGGAACUCGAUGAGCAGGUCGAGUCCUGGAACCACAGCAAGCCGUGGCAUUUCCGUCCCCUGUGGAUCCGGGAGGAGACGCUUCCGUUCCCUGAGAUUUGGAUGACGGGGCCCGCACACGUUGUGGGGCAGCAGUACUACAGCCUGUCCAAGAUUCUCCUGGGCACGUUUGACCCACGCUUGUCGCGGCUGGGCUUCGGUAGCCACAAACUUCGCAAAAAUGCAGAUGCCACCAUUGUAAAACACCUCCGCACCGUCAUCGGUCUUGCUAUCAGCAACGAGGGUGUGCCGGCGGCGACCUUCCAUGCAUCACACAUUCUCUGCGCAUGCGGGUCAUAUCUCGAAGAUGAAGCAGACCGCGAAGGAGCUGUUCAAUUCCUUUUGGAACUGGAGAAGAAGGUUGGAUGGCGAUCUUCGCGGAUCGUUGCGACGUUGAGGGAGUCCUGGGAAACGUAG
Diplodia corticola is the source of this 1695-nucleotide messenger RNA. Its product is annotated as zn 2cys6 transcription factor. The transcript has 10 exons. The record is from RefSeq and is a predicted model, not a curated record. Gene Ontology annotation, molecular function: DNA-binding transcription factor activity, RNA polymerase II-specific; zinc ion binding; transcription cis-regulatory region binding. Gene Ontology annotation, biological process: positive regulation of transcription by RNA polymerase II. NCBI's taxonomy places the organism in Eukaryota, Fungi, Ascomycota, Dothideomycetes, Botryosphaeriales, Botryosphaeriaceae. Gene Ontology annotation, cellular component: nucleus. Bases 1 to 1695 code for a protein of 564 amino acids.